Messenger RNA from Colletotrichum gloeosporioides, 1779 nucleotides. RefSeq lists its product as uncharacterized. The record is from RefSeq and is a predicted model, not a curated record. The transcript has 5 exons. Lineage: Eukaryota; Fungi; Ascomycota; Sordariomycetes; Glomerellales; Glomerellaceae. The coding region runs from base 1 to 1779 and encodes 592 amino acids.
AUGCCUAGCUCACUUCGAAGGGUAAAGACCGAGGUCUCCUCUCCCACCCAGGAUUACAACUACAGCGAGGACGCCGCGAUUCUCCGUAAGAAGACAGACGAUGGACCGUUCCACGGGCUGCCAGCGAAACGCCAAACACGAUGGAAAGUCAUAGCAAAGGUGCUAUCGCGGUGGGGCAUCACAAUGGCGGUAAUCAUCUCGAUAUACGUCGUGAUCUGGGUCUACUCAAGCAAGCCCGUCAUGAGCCAGACCACGAAGCGACAGUAUAACGCCCUCAUCACUGGCCUCUCUAUUGCCUUGGGUAUUGCUGUGGCCAGUAGUCUGAACCAUAUGGUGGCAGAGUUGAGGUGGUGGAUUCUGAGUCGACGGUAUCGUUCCAAGAGCAAGGUUGAGCGAAUUCUUGCCGCGGAUAACUUGAAGCACACAAUCAUGUUGGCGGUUCGAUCGAAGCGUUGGUCCAUUCACAUGGCGGCCACUGGUUGGCUCAUACUGUCAAUUGGUUCUCAAAUUGGUCUUGCAGCAAUCGGCCUCUGUUACUCGACUGAUACCGCAGACAAGCAAGCCUUGCUCGUUCCCGGAAAUGUGACUAUUCCUGACAUGACAACAAUCGGAACCGACAAAGUCGUCAAAGCAAACAGGCAGGGACUCGGUGCUUUGCAGUACACCGCCAACAGUUAUGGCACAAUAUCUCUGGCAUAUGACUCGGCAUCCAUGGAGAAAGUGCCAUCGGCAAGAGCCAUCUACGUCGAAAGCGAUCCUCUCAUGUUCUGCGACGAGAACCUCUGCAAAUACGUCUUCCACGAAACCUCCACUUCAUCCAUCAAAGAUGACGAUACGAACCCCAUGACCGUGUGCACCAACCGAAGUAUCAACGUUACAUCAUCGUGCACAUCCUGGCCGGUCAUCAGCGGUGGCAGUGGCAAUACCACGAAUGUCACCGUUGCCCUCGACAACGGCAACACCUACGAUCUCUACAUCCCCGUCCCCGGCGGUAGCGAUCAGUCGACAUUCAUGACAAACUCCCAAUUCGACUGCGGGCCGGGAUGCAGCAUCGUCUCCGUCUUCGAGGCAUCGGCUACCUCUCCAUGGUAUUACAGCUGCAACGUCUCGGUCCACGAAGUGGCAAACGCCACGCUGCCGGAACACCAAGUCGGCAACAAUCUCACGGAGCUGGCCACAGCAGCCAUUGCGCUGCAGGGAUAUGCUGCCUCGUCCCUUGCCAACGACACCAACUUCCAGUACCAGACGUAUCCUGCGGAGUCUAUCUUCGGAACGCCCAUGAACGGCACCAAUCAAGUCAUGCAGAUGAUCUUGAACCGCUUCACGAUCGGCGUUGUAGCCAUUGCUGCGCUGAACAACCCCUCGCUUACCCUGGAGGGUACGAUGCCGAUGAAAGGCACGAAGCUCAACGUUUCUCACUGGAAUAUGAUCCACAUGAUUUUGCUCCUGACAGCUGUAUUACAGCUGGCGUUGGGUCUUGCGGCGGCCUUGGUAGCGAACCGGGUUGUGGUUCCUGACGGCGGCGCUGUUGAGAUGGCGCAAGUCAUGAGGUCCAUGGCAAUCCAAGAUAGGAGGGCGAACGAGGAAGCUCUUGAGAAAGGGCUGACCACGGAGGGGGCAAAGGGCAGCAAGUGGAUCUACAGAGACACUUUGGUGUCAAAAGACGCAGGCAUCUAUGACCUGCACAUGGAGGAGCAAAUGUUCCACGCAAGAAAUGAGGCGGGGAUGAUUGAGAUGAACGCUCAACACACAAGUCGAGGAUCAACGCCAGUGAAGUAA